CCACGCAUCCAUCCAUCCUUGAGUUUGGUCUGCUCACUGGUGUGGCUGUGGCGUCACGCAAGCCUACCAAAAAGCUUGGGGAUUUCCUCCUCCUCUUCUCCACUUCUGAACCUUCCUUCUUCCUCCUCUCAUCGAGCUCCCCCACAAGCAAUCUUCUUCUUCUUCUUCUUGUUAAGCAGUGGUGGUGGCGCCAACUCGGCCGGCCGGACGCGGCACGCACGGGGAUCUCAUCUGAAGAACCUUCCCUCCAGGCAGACCAGGCAAGUCGUCCGACCGAUCCAUCCAUCUUGGGGUUCGAAUCUGUCGUGGUGAUCGAUCGGUCGAGCUCCAUGAUGAAUGUGCUCUCCAGCGGCAACCCCCAGAACCUGCGCAUAAUCCAUCAGCACGACAUUUCAUUAUGUCCACGGCGGAGCAGCUCGGCCCAGCUCGCAGUCACCGUGCACCCUCCUAGCCGCACCAGGAGGCCAUCCUCAGGCUCCUUCCACCGCGGCGCCGUCGUCCCGGUCAGGGCCGUCGCCGACGGCGGCGGCGAGUCCAGCAGCGGCAAAGACGACGACGACGACGACGACGAAGAGAAGCGAAGAAAAGACGACGAGGAGGGGACAUCGUCGUCGGCGUCGAGGCGGAACCGGGAGGAUCUGGAGCGGCUGGUGGGGGCGCCGGCCGACGACGGCUUCAGCGGGCUCGACCUGGCCACGCUCAUCCGGAAGCGCUACGGGCGGAGCUACGACGUGACGCUCAUCCGCAAGGAGUUCAUGGGGCGGAACCUGCUGGCGAUGAACGUGAUGUGGAAGUACCGGGAGCAGCGCUCCUUCCCGCUGACGGAGGAGGAGUACCUGCUCCGGCUCGACGACGUGGCCAACACGCUCCGCUCCUGGGGCGCCGUCGCCCACGUCCGCAACUCCCUCGAGACCACCAAGGACCGCCCCCGCAUCGGCAAGGCCGUCAGCAUCUUCAUCGACGUCGACUCCGCCGGCGGCGGCAACCGCUCCGACGAAUGGAUCUACAAGUGAACUAACAUAAUCCUGAAUUCAAGACCAUAUAUGCGUGCAGCAGACUACAUUGCGUACACAUGCUCGUAUAGCCGGACCAAAUGAUUCCUGCGCAGCACAGCAAAUUAUUCUCACGCAGCCUACAUGCUGAAUUAUGAAAUCAAACAAUCGGUUGAUUCAA
This is a messenger RNA of Triticum dicoccoides, 1173 nucleotides long. RefSeq lists its product as uncharacterized. Bases 330 to 1013 code for a protein of 227 amino acids. NCBI's taxonomy places the organism in Eukaryota, Viridiplantae, Streptophyta, Magnoliopsida, Poales, Poaceae. The transcript has 4 exons. The record is from RefSeq and is a predicted model, not a curated record.